CAGCCAAACAUUGGGACUCCCUCCUCCUUAUUACACACCUUCUUCUUUGGCCAUUUUAGCUUAGAAUUCUCAACCACAACUUUCACUCCACUUUUUCAAUUAUUCAGCUAACCAACCACCAAGCACAGUCUCAGAUCAAAACCAGAUGGAUGGUGUAGGGUUUGGUAGUAGAAGAGUUGGAUCAGUUAGAGCUGCUGUUAACUUCUUUGAUGAUAAGAUUGCUGAUACUGAUAGUCCUUCAUUGAAGAUUGAUUUCUCAAUGAAGCCCUCUUCAAGAACAAGAGAUCUCCACAGAGCAAGAAGGGAUAUUGGGAGGUAUAAAGAGAGCAAAUGGACAGCAGAAUCUGCAAAAACUAAUGCAGAAUCUGAGCUUUCUAAUGCAAAUAAGACAGUGAAUCAUCUUUCUUCAAUGAUUGAGGAAUCUAGUUACAAGGCAAAGACACAAAUGAGAGAUGUAGAGAGACUAGAGAAGUGGGGGAAGGGCCAACAAGGGGCAAUGGUUGUUGCAAAGAGGAAUGAGAAUUAUGAGUAUGCACAAGUGAUGAGAGAAUUGGAGUAUGUCAAAAAGGAAUUGUUCAAGCUUAAGCUUGAUAUGGCUUCUGUGAUGAAAGAGAAAAACCAAGCCGAGAAGGAAAUUGAAGCAUCAAACUCAAAGAUGCUCUCAUGUUUAACAACUGCAGAAGAACUUAGAAGGGAGAUUCAGGAAGCCAAUGAAGAACAAGUGCUUGCUGAACUGGCCAAGAUUGAGGCUUUGAAAGAAUUGGAAGAUAUUGAAGCCAAGAGAGAAAAGGAAGCCCAUGAAUUUUCUUUGAAAUUGGAAAGCACAAGGAAAAAGUUGAAGGAGGCCAUUGAAGAUAUUGAUGAGUCAAAGGAGCUUGAAAUGAAAUUAGCUGUGACAAUGGCAGAUGUUGAUCUCUUGCAUAAUGAGUUGAACUCAGUUAAGGAAAUGGAGAAAAGGGUUCAAGGAGAUGAGAGUAUGAAGCAAUUUGAAGGAAGUUUCAGGAAAGGGAACGCUUCAGAAGACUCGACAAUGUUAAAGACCAUAACAAAAGAAUUGGAAGCAGCAAGGAAAGAAUUAGCUUUGAUUAAAGAAGAAGGUUUUCAGUUCAUGGCCUCUAUGGAUGUCAUAAGAAAUGAGCUGAAGCAUGUCACUGCUGAGACAGAUCUAUUGAAAAAGAAGGAAGGAAAAGUGGAUUCAACAGUUCAAAAUCUAAACUCCAAGAUUUUAAGAGCUAAAUCUAAAUUAGGUGCUGUUUCUGCUGCUGAGGAAAAGGUUAGGUCAAUAGUUGUUAGCCUAUCUCAUACUCUUGAUAAGCUAAAGACAGAAACAGAUGAAGCACAAAAGGAAAAUGAACACAUAAGCCAAGAGAUUAUAACCACCAAGGAAGAGAUUAAAAAAACUGAGUUUGAGAUAGACAUGACUGAGGAAAGAUUGGAAGGUGUCAUGCAAGAGCUGGAAGUAGCCAAAGCAUCAGAAGCUUUAGCAUUGGAGAAGCUGAAAACUCUAACUGAGACUACCAUGAGAGAAAGAGCCAUAAUAGCACAGCAUAGUUCCUUGAUUACUAUCUCAAAAUUUGAGUAUGAGUAUCUGACUAAUCAUGCAGCUGCAGCAGAAGAAAUUGCUGAUAAGAAAGUUGCAGCCGCCGAGGCAUGGAUUGAAGCUCUCAAGGCCAGUGAGAAGGAAAUACUGAUGGAAACAAAAAUAGCUCAGAGAGAACUGAAAGAAACAAGGGUGGAGCAAGAGCUGAAGGUUUACACCAAAGAGAAGUUGGUUCAAAGAAGAGUCAGUAAUGAUGAGUUGGAGAAUUGGCCAAGAAAACGUGAGAAGAGUUCAUCCAAGAACUUCCAGAGAUCCAUGUCUAGAAAGAGCAUCAAAAUCAAUGGCACUACAACUCCUUCAAGGCGAGUAAAGUAUCAGAAGCAUGCUUCACCUGCUGCUAGGCAUGUUAGUCCUUUCCCUAUUAAGACGAAAAAGAAGGUAAUCCCAAAUUUGGCAAAGCUUUUUAGAGGCAAGAGGAACACAAGGUGAAAGCAAAAUAAAAAAUAAUAAUAAUGACGGGUCUUCCUAUUUAUUCAUCACUACCAAAACAUAGCAUAAGGGAAGAGUGCAUGUGAGGCAACAUUUAUAUUAGUGACUACCAUGUAAUUCCCAUCACAGAACUCAUGUUUUCCACAGUAUGGCUCAAUCAUCAUUGUUCCAUCCAUAACAAGGAUGAAGGAUUUUAUUACUACAACACUUAUUUUUGGAAUUGUAUAAAAUACUUGAUGCAUGUAUGGUGCCAUUUAGAAUCCAAGCCUCUUUGUGCCCAAGAGAAUCAGAAAGCAUUCGUUGAUGUAACUUCUAAGUCACUGAUAAAUUCUUAUCAAAAAC
Messenger RNA from Abrus precatorius (Indian licorice), 2371 nucleotides. Its product is annotated as protein PLASTID MOVEMENT IMPAIRED 2-like. The record is from RefSeq and is a predicted model, not a curated record. Bases 146 to 2029 code for a protein of 627 amino acids. The transcript is spliced from 3 exons. Lineage: Eukaryota; Viridiplantae; Streptophyta; Magnoliopsida; Fabales; Fabaceae.